AAAGUAUAGUAGUAGAAAUUUUGGGGAUAUUUUGAUGGAACGCAACAACAGACUUUUUUUUUUUUGGGCAAUAUCCCAGGACUGCAUCUCCUCUACACCUUCUUUACCCUUGUUUACCCCAAGGUCGUGUAAAGCUAAAGACAAUGUCUUACGGCUUGCAAUAUAUACAACUUUUAAAGUCACCACCUAGUUGUGUUGCACUGAAUAAGUCAUUCAAAGUUGUACUGACCAUUACCAACGAUCUGACCGACGAAAAGUGUUACGACGAGAUCACACUGGAAUGCAAAGUGUACGAUGGCAAUGGGCAAGAAUUCAAUGGCCUUCGACUGAAAGACGGUGCGAACACUAUAAAUUACAACCCGUACAAUGGAGGAUUCUGCAGCUUUGAAGCGACACUGACUCAGUUGCCACCUUGUGGAACUGGCACCGCUCAACUUAUGGCACACGCUGUCUCCACUCCACGGCCAUCGUCCUCAGACAACGUUGAUAGUCUCAUGGCCAUGAUCGGAUCCAAUUCACUCAUUAUACCAGUGUGGACGACAAGCUUCCGUGUUGUAAAGAACACCAAAACGGCGCCAGAUUCAGAUAACCAGCAUCAGUGCGAACGACGACUACAAUUGUGUGCUAACCAGCAACUGCGAAUAUUAGAGGACAAAGAGGAGAGCAUCGCACGGCAUUUAUGGGAUAGUGGCGUGGCAAUGUGUUGCUUUCUAGCGUCAGCUGCUAGUCCUUCCAACAACCCAACAAUUCGCAUCAACCAUUCUUCCGUGGUCAUUGAACUGGGCAGUGGUACGGGAUUGGCGGGAAUUUGCGCUGCUCUAUUGUUCAAGCCGCGAAAAACCAUUCUGACUGACCUCGAUGAUGCUCUCGAGCUAUUACGAUCCAAUGCCCGUCUAAAUUCGUCCAGUGCGCCAAUUGAAAUCCAGGAACUAGACUGGAACGAAUGCGCUGCCGUACGAAGCUCCCUCCCUGAAAAGAUCGAUACCAUCCUACUCAGCGAUGUUUUAUAUAAUCAAGAAAAGCACGAUGUCUUAUUAGAAGCCUUGGAUCUGCUUGCCACUCCAAAUACGCAAGUUCUACUGGCCGCGAAGGAGAGACAUGUAGACGAACGGAUCUUUUGGGAAAAGAUACGGGGAAAAUGGAAGGCCAAACUGUUAUACCGUGUUCUCAGUAGCGAGAUCUUUGAGCUGCAAAAGCUUCAAUAGAGCCUAGAGAGUUAUUGUAGGGCUGCUACCAAAAGUGUAUGAAAAAAGCUGACUGUCAUAAUAUGCUAGACGACAGUUAGUCAGGGAACAACAUGUGUUUGGUUGUGUUGCCAUAGAAGCUGCACGG
This is a messenger RNA of Umbelopsis ramanniana AG, 1332 nucleotides long. RefSeq lists its product as uncharacterized. Bases 144 to 1205 code for a protein of 353 amino acids. The transcript has 4 exons. The record is from RefSeq and is a predicted model, not a curated record. NCBI's taxonomy places the organism in Eukaryota, Fungi, Mucoromycota, Umbelopsidomycetes, Umbelopsidales, Umbelopsidaceae.